Molecule: messenger RNA, 660 nt
Organism: Paramuricea clavata
Lineage: Eukaryota; Metazoa; Cnidaria; Anthozoa; Malacalcyonacea; Plexauridae
Source: the annotation of a GenBank genome assembly
AUGGGAAACUCCGUUGUUGAGAUCUUUGACGGAUUCGAAGAACGCGCCAACUUGUACAUGCUAGCACUUGGUGGUCCAUCGACCGGUAAGACCCAAAGCCACAAAAAUUGUGUAACUGAACCUAUUUUACAUAAUUUGGAGACGAAAACUGGAGCAGAACUUGUUAUCGAAGACGCUACGUCUAAAGGACUUUUCAAUUUUUACAUCCGAAGCAAAAAUCGAGUUGCACUCUGCGCCAUUGAUGAGUGUCACGAGUGGUUCAAGACGGUGGUUGGUUACAAGAGUGCGUCGUCAGCCCCAUCAAUGAAACGCCUACUCCAAUGUUACGAUGGAUCACACUGGUACGAGAGUAAAGGAAACACGAACAAAAGAAUGGGUGUUCCUUCGGCUGCUUUGGCACUAUCGUGCUUUACUCAACCAAACGCCUUUUUGCGUCUUGUGAUGCCAAAACUAGUGAGCAACAGUAAUGGGCUGUUAGAUAGAUUUCUAGUGUGCCUUUCAUCCGCUAAAAGUGCUCCAAUAAGCAAUCAUCGAAUCAAGAAGCUUUCUCGAAGUCGGCACCUCUUUAUCAAGCCGCGCUCCACCGUAGUCAUUAUCCAACAAAUUUACGCUACUCCCCUAAUAAUAAACAGAAGAAUAGAACGAGAACGAGAAAUAUAA